AAUAUUUUCAUUUCUUCAACCGUCCAUUAGCAAUCUUCACGGCAAUCAUCUACACGCGCAACAAAGAUGCCACGCUACUUGCUGCUCACAUGUGUCAUGGAGAAACACGUGUGAGAGAAUCUAUCCACUGCUCAACUCAGCCCGUGGUAAAAUCUAGCCAAUAUGCUCAUCCAGCAGGCAACGCAUGCGUUUUGAAGGUGAAUUGUCGUUCAAUUUCUUUUAAUGUCCAUUUAUUUACACAUGAUCGAGUUUCCAUUUGAUUAGGUGGCGUACGAUACUCCAGCCGACUAUGAUGAUUGAUAAGCAGGCACUCAGAAACUGUACACCUGGUGUACAUUAAAUCAAGUGAUACUGUCCAAGAUAGGUCAUCAUCCCAGCUAUCAUAUUGUUUUAAUGGUAUUAACCUCUGGUUUAUGGGCAUUUGUUGCUGAAUCCAGGCCGUUGGGUAUUUCUUUCUUUUUCUUCUUCUUCAUUUUUUUAAAAUUUUUUUUUAAAAGUCUCAACCUCUGGUUCAUGGGCACAGCUUACAAUUCAUAUAAAGUGAUGACCUAGAUCUUGACAGUUUAAGUUGAGUUACUCUCAUGCAAUAGGUACAGUUUCUCAGUGCCCAUGUCCCACUGCAGCAUGAAGUUCUUCUCCAUUUAAUCAGAUGAGAUCACGAGAAAAAAAAGGUAGGAAAUGUCUUUAUUACAGGAAGUCUCCCUUCUUGCUCUGUCUUAGUCAUUUCGUGGUCCAGUGGACAUUCUUUAGUCAAUUGGAAGCCAACAGCUAGUAAGAUGGCCAAAUUAAUGGAGUUACGGAAGAGUAAUUAGAGUAGAGUUCAUAAGGUCAAGUAAGAAAAGAUGCUAAUAACAGCUACUAAAUAAUUCAUGAGGUCAAGUAAGAAAAGAUGCUACUAACAGCUACUAAAUAAACGACUGAAGUAAGAGUUCAAUAGGUCAAGUAAGAAAAGGAUAAUACCAUCAGCUACUAAAUAAACGGGUGAGCACGUGGAAUUGUUCUAACACAGAAAUAACAAGGGUUAAAAAAAAGAUAUUGUAGGAGGUGACUCUUGUAAUAAAAGUAAAAACACAUCUAUAUAUUAAAGGAUUCUGGGAUUUUAAGUUCUAUAGCUACAGUACACCUAUGCCUGGAAUGAUGAAAAGGUCCGUGCCAAAAUCUCCAUCUCAUACACUGCUUGCCUUUUGCUUUUGGUGCAUACACCUCUUGUGUUUGGUGGAGAGAUGCAAAGCUAAAGAUGCAGCUAAUGCAACAACAGACCCAGAUGAAGAGAGGGCUCUUAAUGCCAUUUUCCAAUAUUGGGGUCUUUCUGAUACUUCUGAUGACUGGAACAUAAGUGGAGACCCAUGUAGUGGGACUGCCGUUGAUCUAUCAAUUAGAGUCAGCAACCCUGGGAUCAAAUGUGAUUGCCAAUCCAACGGUGGAGGCACCUGCCACAUAACCGUAAUGAGUGUGCAAGACUACCCGACAGAGAGACGGCGGGUAAUUCCGGAAGAGCUCCUGAACCUGACAUACCUUACAAAUUUGACUCUAUCAGAAAUGGGCAUGGAGGGCUUCUUGCCAUCAUUUAUCGGUAAAUUUAGGCACCUGCGCCACCUGGAUAUAAGCAGCAAUAACUUCAAUGGUUCGCUCCCACCUGAGAUAGGGACUUUGCCAAGUCUGGAGCACUUGGAUAUAAGGUACAAUGGCUUCAACGGUUUGCUCCCACCUGAGCUGGGGAAUUUGUCAAGUCUGCAAGAACUGUGGGCAUCUGGUAGCCAGUUGACAAAGAUACCUAAUUUCAUUGGGAAUUGGACUCUUACGGAUUUGGAUGUGUCAAAUAAUUCCAUAACGGGUCCCUUACCAGCAUUCAUCGGCAACAUAACCAGCAUGCUCUCCUUGGAUGUCUCAGAAAAUAACAUGACGGGUCCCUUGCCAGCAUCUAUCGGCAAUUUAAAGAACUUGAGCUUCCUGGAUAUAAGCUCAAACAACUUCUCUGAUUCACUCCCACCUGAGCUGGGGAAUUUGACGAGUCUGGAAGAACUGUAUUUGUCACAAAAUUACAUAACGGGUCCCUUGCCAGCUUCUAUCGGCAAUUUAAUGAACUUGCGUUACCUGUAAGUAUCGAAACUUCUCCCACAACAAAACAUCUGCUGUUGCUAUUACUUAUCACUCGUUAACUGUCCACGUGGCAUGGUUGUAGGAGAAUCCAGACCAUCCAAAUUUCUGAAACAUUCAUGGAUGAAGCACGUACACAAGGGAAAAAGAAAAUUAAAUCAAGAGUUUAAUAGGAUCCAUCUGACUUUUCCAUUUGAAUGUGGAGCACUCGUUAAUUUGCUUUUACCCUUUCAUCCGAUGGCCAUCACUUGGAUGACUAGGAGUACUUUAUCAGCUGAAUUUUAGUUAUAUACUCCAUCCACAGUUUUCUUACAAUUUGGAUGGUCUGGAUAGCUCCACGUGAGUACCAUGUGGUAUGCAAAAGAGUCAUCACCACUUCCAAUGUGGCAGUUAACUCUUACAGUGGUUUGUAUCUGGUGCAACUAGUUGUAUCUUAUAAAGCAUUACAUCUGAAGUCGGUGAGAGGUAAUUUUACAACCGUUGAACUUGGAAAACUGACCAGUUUUUAUCUAACCGUCCAUUGGUGGCCUCCAGUUGGAUGGUUAGGAUUAUCUGAUCAGCAUUUGGAUUGUCACAACUGAUCUCAAGGGCACGACAAAUGAAGAAUACAAAUCUCAUCCGUCUAUA
Messenger RNA from Magnolia sinica, 2724 nucleotides. RefSeq names its product probable LRR receptor-like serine/threonine-protein kinase At1g56130. Gene Ontology annotation, molecular function: protein binding. Bases 1126 to 2100 code for a protein of 324 amino acids. NCBI's taxonomy places the organism in Eukaryota, Viridiplantae, Streptophyta, Magnoliopsida, Magnoliales, Magnoliaceae. The record is from RefSeq and is a predicted model, not a curated record. The transcript is spliced from 11 exons.